Trametes versicolor FP-101664 SS1 is the source of this 582-nucleotide messenger RNA. RefSeq lists its product as uncharacterized. The record is from RefSeq and is a predicted model, not a curated record. NCBI's taxonomy places the organism in Eukaryota, Fungi, Basidiomycota, Agaricomycetes, Polyporales, Polyporaceae. Bases 1 to 582 code for a protein of 193 amino acids. The transcript has 3 exons.
AUGAAUGCCAACGGAGUCGCAGCCGCCGCUUACGACGAUGGAAGCCUGCAGAGAGACCAGUGCGAGAUGCUGCUCCGCACGUUGAUGGGCCCAGAAGAGAGCAGCAGCCCAUGCACCCGCUGGUGGGUAGAGGAACUCCUCGCGGCGGCCGCGGAGGAGCACCGGUGUGGAGAGGAGCCGGAGGUGGUCGAGGACUACGUGGCGUGGCUCUCGGAGGAGCACCUCCGCGAGCUCGACGCGCUCGAGCAGCGCGCACACACGCAGGCGGCCGCGCAGGCCAGGGCGGCGGCGGACCGGCACCGCGGGAGCGAGCGCCCAGAGCGCAAUAGUGCUGCUGGGGGCGAGACGGGAAGGGAGGCAGACAAGAAAGGGGAGGCGGAGGUGUGGUUUGAACAUAUGGAGCACGCGAUGGACGCGUGGGCGGAGGUCGUCCGGGCGAAGGUGGACCACGCGAACGGGGUCGUCCGGAGUGAGGAGUAUGGGCGGGAUUCGGAUCCCUAUGCAGAUUGGGAUGGCCCAACGGGGUUUUGUUCGCAGGCGGACUUUCCGUCUGGAGACUAUUUUGGUGGGGUGGCUUGGUAG